Molecule: messenger RNA, 3062 nt
Organism: Phlebotomus papatasi
Lineage: Eukaryota; Metazoa; Arthropoda; Insecta; Diptera; Psychodidae
Exons: 8
Coding region: 876-2204 (442 amino acids)
Biological process (GO): synapse organization
Cellular component (GO): neuron projection membrane
Source: RefSeq, a predicted model, not a curated record
AGCUGGAUCAGUGUUGAUGUGGCUUUUAGUGCAAGAGCACGCUUCCGGCUGAUGACUUAGAUGCGGUCUUCGCCACCCAAUCGUGAUAUGUUGGCAUUACGUAAAUUAAGGUGGUGGUCGCGACUCAGUGAUUGAUGAUUAAACUGUGAAGAAUUACUGACCAAAAGACCUUGUCCCUUGUGCGAAAACCUUUUCCAUUAUCACCUCAGAGACAGUGUGGUUCUUCCUCCAUAAGGCUUCCUGAUUGAUGGGUGAAUUGUGUGAAAGCCAUGCCAAGAAAAGUGUGACAACAAUGUGUAAUGUGGAUUAGAAAUGGCUUGAGUGAUUGAAGAACAAAUAAUGUGAUUUAUGAUUUGUGCCAUUCAGUAUCCCUUUUUGGCCAGAAGUGUUGGUGUCACUUACAUAGAAAAUUGACUGCCGUGAAAAGGAUGAUUGAGGGAUUUGGCUCAAAUUAAUUCAAUUAAGCAUCAUUUCAGUGGUGAUAAUUUUGAAUGUUAGGGGUAUCUGUAACCCUGAAAUUCAUUUAAAUCUCCAAGGUUCGGAUGAAGGAAAAUUCACUUGAACUUUGUGGUGGAGUAUCUAAAAGUUCCUCACUCUGAACACAUUUAGAGAAGCAAGUUUUAUCUUACACAAUUAAGUGGGUGAAAAGUGCAGUGAAGUAAUUCAAAUGGUGUAGAGUGGCAGGCGAGUAAAAGUGUAAAGUACCCGUGCUAUGUCACUGGGGCAGGACGUGACAGGGCAAAAGCCGGAUAGUACUUUGCUGUUGAGGGUGAAAGAAACAGAGGAAAUUUGUUUGGUGGAAAAAAAUCCCUGAGAAAUGAUAAAGAGUCCGAGACGUAAGCGGCUUCAUGUGCUGAGAGCAGUUAAAUAGCAAAAUGCAUCGACUCCACAUUCUCAAUUUCCUGCAUAUGCUGAUCACAAUAGCGACAAUGAUUAUGCAUACCACCAUGGCAGACCAUCAAGACGGAAUUCAGAUUCACAGUCAUGGAGAUAGCAGCCAAAUGACACGGAGUAAACAGGAAGAAGUGGAGCUGCCACUGCUCAAUUUACCAGAGAACAUCUCAACGAUCGAUUGGAUUUCAACUGCGGCCCCAGAGAUACUCCUCUCAUCGACAACUGAGACAGCACCAGUGACCACCGAUGCGCCUAUUAAUCUGUCUAUAGCGAACCAUGGAGAAAUUUCCACAACACGACUUCCAGUGCGAAUUCGUACAAUUCCACCUCAUCACCGUCAUCAUCCUCUAACAAAUUCCAGUGGUAUGGGAAAUUCUUCAGCAAGUAGGAGUCCUCUUGGGCCACCCUUCAACCCAGACCAUCCCAUCAAUAACUUCAUCUUCGACUCGCAUUCCGCUUCGGGGAAACACCAUCAUCACAACGAUAGGUAUGGGCCUCACUUCGAGGACAUAAAAACAGUGGGCAAUGUGACCAACAUCACUGUGCAGAUCGGCAGCAGUGUAUAUCUAAAUUGCAGAAUCAGCCUCCUCCAGGACAAAACGGUGUCGUGGGUGAGACGUCGGUUGGAGGUUGGCGAAGACGGAAUGGAGCUACUCACGGUGGGACAUCACACGUACAGCGGUGACCCUCGAUAUACGGUUGAGUUUCAGUAUCCCAGCAAUUGGCGCCUGAAAAUCUCGCCAACCCAGAAAAUUGACGAGGGAACGUACGAGUGUCAGAUUUCUACCCACCCACCAAGAGUCAUACAAGUGAAUUUGCAUAUUAAUGCUCCUGAAGUAAUGAUCAUCGAUGAGAUGGGUGUACCGCUUCAGGACAAAUAUUACGAGGUUGACUCGACAAUACAACUCUCGUGUAUUGUACGCGCUAUGAGGAUGCCAUCCUCCUUCCAUUCCGUUUUCUGGACUCACGGGGAUCGUAUCCUGAAUUACGAUGUCACGAGAGGAGGAAUAAGUGUAAAGACUGAUUUAAUGAACGGAGGAGCAAACUCAACUCUUUUUGUGGCUAGAGUGAAUAAAUCAGACUCUGGCAACUACACCUGUUCGAUAAGCUCGGCCCAAUUCUACACUGUGACAGUUCAUGUUCUAAAUGGAGAAAGCUACGCGGAAUUGCAUCACGGCACCGCAACAAUUUCGUCUCCACAGUGGAAAUUUAUUGGGACUAUGUGCUUCGUAAUUUGUCUUCUGACAUCGCUGUGGCCCCAAGGAGAAGACAUCCCAAUCCAUUUCCUCAAGUCCCGGAUCAACAGAUGAGCCGAUACCACCCUCCAAGUGCUCUAUCAAUUUUCACUAGACCCACACUGAAUAGAAUUAAUUGCAGAUAUUGCAAUUGACGAUGGAACUUAAAGACAAUUAAAGUGUUAGGGGAUAGAGUGAAUCGUGAGGAUAACCAUAGUCAAGAAACUUUUGUCUCGAAUAGCGAUAUUUUCGAGAUAGUUUGUUUUUGUAAAGUAUCAGAAAUUUAUCUCCUUAUCCCAUGUAUGAUAGAACUUUCUUGAAUCAUUUUGUGGAAAGGAAUGCACGAAAUUUUAAUAUUUCUGAGGAUGAUGUUUUGAAUACUUGGUGGGAUAAUGAAAGGACAUAAUGAAGGAGACUUAAAGAAUUGUGGAAAUGUGUUUGAGUAGAUGGACCAUAAGUAUAUUGAGUAUUUUUAGAUGUGAAAUAUUGGAGAAUUUCGUGAGUAAGAAUGUUGACUGCUCAAGUUACUAAAUUAAUCAGAGACCUAUUUUAGUGAGUAUGAAUUGAAAUAAAGUAUUUAAAAUUUAUUACAAUUAAACACCGUAAUAUAUUAAAAUAUAAAUUGAUAAUGAAUAUUCGAGUAAUCCAGGACAAAAGCACUCUUUUAAGCAUAUGUUAAAAUCCAAAUUAAAAAAAGAGAUUGUAAAUAAAAUUGAUGAAAAAAAAACGAUAUCCUAAAUGACUAUUGGUUGAUAGUAAAAUUAAUUAACAGAAAAAUAUAUACGAAAUUUUAUUAUUAAAUUUGAAAUUAUUUAUGAAAAAUUACUAUUGUAAAUAGAGACGAAAAUUGAGGGAAAACACAAUUUAUUAAUUUAAUGAAUAAUGAAAUUAUUAAACAAUAAAAAUGAAGACAGGAAUUUCACAAUGAGAAAA